Molecule: messenger RNA, 2256 nt
Organism: Sclerotinia borealis F-4128
Lineage: Eukaryota; Fungi; Ascomycota; Leotiomycetes; Helotiales; Sclerotiniaceae
Source: the annotation of a GenBank genome assembly
AUGGCUUCCGACAAGACAGCAACAGCUGUAGCUUCGGGUGCAGAUCAUACUCAAACUACUCGACGACGUAAUGUACCAUCAUCCAAUGGUAGUCUUGUCGACACCUUGGAGAUAGAUGACAAGAAGACACAAGUCAAGAAGGGACGUAAAAACAUAGUACAGUUCCUUGACGAGUGGGAGUUCUUAAUUGCACCAUUGGUUUUUACAAUAUUCGCAUUCUUCACUAGAUUAUACAAGAUCGGCCUUUCACCCAUUGUUACUUGGGAUGAAGCCCAACUGAUCAUGUCGGCACAAUAUAGUUUUGGGAAAUUUGGAUCUCAUUACAUCAAACGAGAAUUCUACUUCGAUGUCCACCCUCCUCUCGGAAAGAUGCUGGUUGGCCUUUCCGGAUACCUUGCAGGUUACAAUGGCUCUUUCGAGUUCAAGUCCGGAGAGCAAUACCCUGAAGAUGUCAACUACACCUUUAUGCGUGCGUUUAAUGCCUUCUUCGGCGCCGUUACGAUCCCCUUGGCCUACUUCACUGCUCGCGAAUUGAACUUCAAGAGGCCAGCUGUAUGGUUCGUUACAUUGAUGGUUUUGUGCGAAAACUCCUAUACCACAAUUAGUCGCUUCAUUCUCCUGGAUUCUAUGCUCCUCUGCUUCACAUUUACCACAGUCCUCUGCUGGGCUAGAUUCCACAAUCUCCAAACGCAAAGUUGGACUGGUGAAUGGUUCGCUUGGCUCAUAUUGACUGGUAUAAGCAUUGGUUGUGUCUGCAGUGUAAAGAUGGUCGGUCUGUUCUGCACAGCUAUGGUUGGAAUUUAUACAAUCGAAGAUUUAUGGAGAAAAUUUGGCAACACCAAAAUACCAAAGGUCGAACUUGCGGCACAUCUUGGUAUCAGAGUAAUUGCUUUGAUUGUCAUCCCCGUACUCGUUUACAUGUUCUCCUUCGCUCUCCACUUCGCCAUUUUGGAAAACAGCGGACCCGGUGAUGCUCAAAUGAGCUCCUUAUUCCAAGCCAAUCUGAAAGGAACUGCAGUUGGAAAGGAUAGUCCACUUGAAAUCGCGUAUGGAUCUCGCGCCACGAUUAAGAAUAUGGGAUACGGCGGUGGUCUUCUUCACUCCCACGUUCAGACCUAUCCUGAAGGAUCCAACCAACAACAAAUUACUUGCUACCACCACAAAGAUGUCAACAACGAAUGGACGUUCUAUCCUAAUCGUUCUCAGCCAGAAUUUGACCCAGAGGCACCACUCAAAUAUGUUGCCGAUGGUGAUGUCAUGCGCCUGCUUCACACACAGACUGGCCGCAACCUUCACUCACACGAUGUAUCAGCACCCAUUACCAAGGCCGACAAGGAAGUCUCAUGUUACGGAAACACCACUGUUGGUGAUGACAAAGAUCACUGGACCAUGGAAGUUGUCAAGGAUGUUUCCUCAAACGACCGAAGCAAAAUUAGGACAUUGACUACUUCUUUCCGACUCAAGCACACAAGUUUAGGAUGCUACUUACGAGCUGGUAAUGUCAACCUGCCACAAUGGGGUUUCAAGCAAAUCGAAGUCACUUGCACCAAGGACAACAAUCCCAAGGACGUCUACACUCACUGGAACGUUGAAGCUCACUGGAACGAGAAAUUGCCUGCUGCUGAUGCUGGAGCUUAUAAAUCUCCCUUCAUUCAUGACUUCAUUCAUUUGAACGUUGCCAUGAUGACUUCGAAUAAUGCACUUGUGCCAGAUCCCGACAAGCAGGAUGAUCUAGCUUCUUACUUUUGGCAAUGGCCGAUUCUUAACGUCGGAUUAAGAAUGUGUGGAUGGGAUGACAAUAUUGUUAAAUACUUCCUUCUCGGAAAUCCUCUCGUAUACUGGGGUUCCACCGCCUCCCUUGGUGUUCUCGGUCUCCUCGUUCUCUGGUACCUCAUCAGAUGGCAACGCGGAUACGCCGAGCUCGAACAAAACGAGAUUGACCAAAUUCAUUACGCUGGGCUGUACCCUGUUCUCGGAUGGUUCCUCCAUUAUAUGCCAUUUGUCGCCAUGGCUCGUGUUACUUAUGUUCAUCAUUACUAUCCAGCACUCUAUUUCGCCAUCUUGACGUUUGGUUUCUGCACGGAUUGGAUACUGAGAAAUCAAGUUAAGACAUUGCAAUAUGCAAUGUAUGGUGUUUUAUAUGGCUUAACAAUUUCGCUUUAUAUUUUCUUCAUACCUAUUUCGUGGGGUAUGGAGGGGCCUAAUAAGGAGUACUCCAGGCUGAAGUGGUUUGAUAGCUGGAGAGUUACUGACUAG